AUGUUUAUCACACGGCGCCACACAGACGCCUCAUUGGCAAGGGGCCAGCCAGACGUAAUCGAGGAGAAGAAUGAUGUCAAGCAGCUCGUUGAACUGAAUCUUUGGGGACACUAUCGUGUUAUUGCGUUCAUUCACAAAGAACAGGCAAAUAUUCUCCGGAAAAAAUGUUGUCCAACGCAGCUCAACAUUCGACCGAGCGCGGCACAACUGGCACAGGUGGCUGGCGUUGCAGAAUGGGAGAACGGGAAGGGAGCCGUCAUCUGGAUGAUUGGAAGUUAUUCAGCUUCACUGCAUAUCUUCACUUAA
Molecule: messenger RNA, 306 nt
Organism: Necator americanus (New World hookworm)
Lineage: Eukaryota; Metazoa; Nematoda; Chromadorea; Rhabditida; Ancylostomatidae
Exons: 3
Coding region: 1-306 (101 amino acids)
Source: RefSeq, a predicted model, not a curated record